This is a messenger RNA of Tetrahymena thermophila SB210, 470 nucleotides long. RefSeq lists its product as hypothetical. The transcript has a single exon. Lineage: Eukaryota; Ciliophora; Oligohymenophorea; Hymenostomatida; Tetrahymenidae. The annotation marks the transcript as partial. The record is from RefSeq and is a predicted model, not a curated record.
UCAACAAAUUUGAUAGAAACAAACAAUAUGGUCAUUAUUAAUAGUUCUGUUGACUAUAGUAGAUAUAUAGGAAGCAUAACUACUGACGAAAAUUAAUAAAUAUAGAUUUUUUAAUCUUAAAAUGGAGUUUUUUGGUACACAAAUCUAUUUAAUAAUCCAUUCAGCAUAAUAAAUAUUUCUAAAAACUAUUUAAUUUAACAGAAUUAGUUAGAAUAAAACUAAAUUACUUUCUAUGAUGCUAGUAACAAACAGUUAGUAAUAUAUGAUAUUCUAAAAUCUAUUGAAUAGACUAUUUCAAUAAAUUUAGAUAUUUAAUUUGACUUAUAAAUCUCCAUUAUUGAUUGGGAUUAACCUUCCUUUUUGUGGGUAAAAGGCCAAUAAAUCUUUUAAUAUAGUGUAAACUCUAAUCCUCAAAUAAAAACUAUUUUUGAUUUAGAUUCUUAAAUUGUUUUCUAUUAAUACUGUCCAAA